CACAUUUGCUUUGGGGCUUGUUCGAUUCUUGAAUGAGCGUCAUGAAAGCAAAGACAACAACAUACAACAAUUCAAGCAACAGCUUGUAUUGCAAGAUUGGGAACUCGCACUCAGUUGCUUUGAGAAAGUAUUGGUCUUGAUACGCUAUGGUAUUCAAAAAAAUAUAUAUACAAACAAUAGCUUGGACGAACCAAAAGGUACGGUCUAUUUCAUCAACAUCAUAGAGACUGAAUCAUGAAUAGACUGGCAAUCACGUAUGCUCUUGUUUCCCUUGAUAAAAAAGCCAUUCAAAGUACCUUCUAGCCUUAUCCACCUCACGGGUGAAUUACAUGGUACAUUUGAAAAACAAGACGACUAUGGCCAUACCAACGGAUUAUAUUCUUUGUUCCUUGCAUGUAAACUAUCACCUAGAAUGACAGACAGACUAUUCCAGUAUGCUUCUGAAUGGACACACAAUACCUUGUUUUUAUACAAGCAUCCCUUUGAAGCCAGUUUUGUUCAGCGAUUAUUAGAGCAUGUACUUCAUCCUCAACAUUACUCAAGCGUGUCUACAGAAUAUCCUCAUUUGUUGCAGCAUUUCCUUGGUCAACUGUAUGAUUCCUUUGACUGCUAUACACUGUUAAGAGACUAUGAACACUAUGAACCUCAAGCAUCUCUCUUGCCUAUCAUUCAAAAACUCAAUCAACAAGAUAUGCGACUCUUUUACAGUGUAUUGUAUACAGUUCAACUCUUAAAAAACCAGAAAAAGGAGUGUCUAGACAAGGAAGACAGAUAUUAUGCAACCAGUCUGAUCAAAGUACUUCAGGGCUUAAAAAACUGGCAUCAAUUGAGUCAUUCAGGUCGAUAUGUGUCCUAUGCUGCCUUAAGAAAGACGGUUAAAUCACUUUCUGCUUCUGAACUCUAUUACCCACUCUUGAUUACACCUGAUUCCAUCUCAGAGCGAGCAUUGUCUGUGUUGACCUUGUUCUAUAUGUGUCUGGCAUGCGACAAGAAGGACCCAUUCGUGUAUGACAGUCUGAAACGAUUCAUACUACAGAUCAUGGAAGGAUUGAUUGACAAUCCCAGUCGUCAACAGUUUGCCAAAAUGGUACAGCAACAACCCAAGAGUAGAAUCACACAUUGGAAAAAGAAAUCUAAGUCAGGUGAUUAUGUAGCGACAAUGAAGAUAAGACCCUUAUUUGUACCUGAAGAACAAGCCUUAUUAUCGCCCGUAUUCAUUCAAGACUUAUUCCAAACUCAACUGACACAACAGAAAGAUACCCUCUAUUUUAUAUAAAUCAAGCGUGCACGGGCCAAUCAAAAUAAAGUCGGAAAUGCGAGUGGGAUGCCUUCUUUUUAUUUUUUCAUGCUGACUGAAACACGCCUAUUUCUGCUUGAUGGGACUGUCUAGAAUAUGCGGAGAUGACAAGAUAAAAAAAAUAAAAAUAAAAGUAAGGGUUCAUCACCCUAUUGGUGAAAUGUGGUAGAAAAAGUGG
Messenger RNA from Gilbertella persicaria, 1475 nucleotides. RefSeq lists its product as uncharacterized. The record is from RefSeq and is a predicted model, not a curated record. Lineage: Eukaryota; Fungi; Mucoromycota; Mucoromycetes; Mucorales; Choanephoraceae. Bases 257 to 1276 code for a protein of 339 amino acids. The transcript has 4 exons.